Messenger RNA from Colletotrichum scovillei, 2037 nucleotides. Its product is annotated as phosphomethylpyrimidine kinase. Bases 196 to 1719 code for a protein of 507 amino acids. The transcript has 11 exons. NCBI's taxonomy places the organism in Eukaryota, Fungi, Ascomycota, Sordariomycetes, Glomerellales, Glomerellaceae. Gene Ontology annotation, cellular component: cytosol. The record is from RefSeq and is a predicted model, not a curated record. Gene Ontology annotation, molecular function: phosphomethylpyrimidine kinase activity; thiaminase activity; hydroxymethylpyrimidine kinase activity. Gene Ontology annotation, biological process: thiamine biosynthetic process.
CUUCGACCCGCGACCGAUCCGUCGUCAGCCGUGCCUACCCCGUCCUCCGAUGAUGUCCGAUCCGUCUGCACGGAAAGAAGCCCCGGAGAGUUGAUUGCUACCUUGCAUGUAUCAAGGCUCUUUCUUACCCAAAACAGGAUCCAAACCGGCGAAUCUAUCUCUGACUAGUCCUUUUCGUCCCCUACACUAGUCACCAUGGUUCAGGGACGAGUUCUUGUCAUUGCCGGCUCGGACUGCUCUGGCGGAGCAGGUCUCGAGGCGGACCAAAAAGUCACCGCGGCGCAUGGCUGCUAUGCCAUGACGGCCACCACGGCGCUGACGGCGCAGGACACGACUGGAGUGCACGACAUUCACCACGUGCCGCAGGAGUUUCUUCUCAAGCAGAUCGAUGCCUGUAUUGGAGACAUCGGGGUGGACGUAGUCAAGACUGGCAUGCUGGCUUCGCCUGCUACGAUUGAGACGGUUGUCGAGGCUCUCAAGAGGCACAAGGUCCCCAAGGUCGUCGUUGACCCGGUCAUGAUCGCGACCAGCGGUGCGGAGCUUCUCCCCCGCGAGGCCGUCGCCGCCUUGCUGGAGGGCCUGCUCAAGCUCACCACCGUCCUCACGCCAAACAUCCCCGAGGCAAAGCUCAUCCUCGAGGACUCGGGCCACGCGCCGGUCGAGGUCGAGAGCGUCGGGGACCUCGAGGCGAUGGCGAAGGCGGUACAGGCGCUGGGGCCCGAGUGGGUGCUCGUCAAGGGCGGACACGCGCCGUUCAAGGCGGACUUGACUGUGGCCAAGAGCGAGGAGGACAAGGCUGUUGUCGUGGAUGUGUUGUAUGGGCACGGCGAGUUUUGGCAUGUGCAGAGCCCGUAUCAGAGUUCGACGAAUACGCAUGGGACUGGGUGUUCUUUGGCUUCUGCUAUUGCGUCUAAUUUGGCAAAGGGUCUUGGUAUACCGGAAGCUGUGAUGUCGGCUUGUCGAUACAUUGAGGCUGGGAUCAAGACUGCUCCUGGGUACGGAAAGGGGCAUGGUCCGCUGAACCACUUUCACUCUAUUCAGACGCUGCCCUUUGCGCCGGGGCGCUUUAUCGAGUACAUGCUUGAGAGGCCAGAUGUCAAGGAUGUUUGGAAGACGUUUGUGUAUCACCCUUUCGUUAUGGCCAUGGGAGAUGGAACGCUGCCCAUGGAGUCGUUCAAGCAGUAUCUCAUCCAGGACUACCUCUAUCUGGUUCAUUUUGCCAGAGCCAACGCGCUGGCUUCUUACAAGGCGAAGAGCAUAGCAGACAUCUCGGCCGGUGCCACAAUCGUCAACCACAUAACUCGUGAGAUGAGCCUGCACAUCGACUACUGCAAGGGCUUCGGCAUCACGGUGCCUGAAAUCGAGGCCACAGAGGAACAUCAAGCCUGCACGGCGUACACGCGCUACGUCCUCGACGUGGGCGUCAGCGAGGACUGGAUCGCGCUGCAAAUGGCCCUCGCGCCCUGCCUGCUCGGAUACGGCGCCGUGGCAAAGCAGCUCCACGGCGACGUCAAGACGAAGCGCGAGGAGAACAUGUACUGGAAGUGGAUCGAGAACUACGUCGCUGACGACUAUGUCGGAGCGGUGAAGACUGGCUCAGAGUUGAUUGAAAGGCAUGCCGCCUUGCAGAGCCCGUCGAGUAUAGAGCGGUUGAUCAAGAUCUUUAUUCACGGCACAAAGAUGGAAAUUGGUUUCUGGGAGAUGUUUCCCUACCGGUGAGUCUUGACGAGCAAUGUUUACCAGUAAGCUGGUAAUGGAAUCCUGUCGGUGAAAAGUGUUGUUUGGUAGACGGAUAAAGGCUCUGUAAUUGGAGCGAAUGCCCUUCAACAGAAGAUGAUAGAUGGAGGAUGGGCCUUGAACUGGAAACGGGUGUAGCAAGAUGGAGGCAAGGGUGGUGGCUCCUACCUCACAUUGCCGCCAUCUUGAUACUCAAACAGCCUCAUAGCUUGUGGACGAAGUUUCUGCUCCUACCUCACGUAGUAUUAUUUCCUUCCUCACCUUAGUUCAAGUAUAAAUUGGCUAGACGUUAGAUCGGGC